Messenger RNA from Terrapene triunguis (Three-toed box turtle), 2809 nucleotides. It is a transcript of the gene SPDL1, whose product is annotated as spindle apparatus coiled-coil protein 1. The record is from RefSeq and is a predicted model, not a curated record. Gene Ontology annotation, cellular component: spindle pole; outer kinetochore. The transcript has 12 exons. The coding region runs from base 99 to 1925 and encodes 608 amino acids. Gene Ontology annotation, molecular function: kinetochore binding. Gene Ontology annotation, biological process: establishment of mitotic spindle orientation; protein localization to kinetochore; mitotic metaphase chromosome alignment. Lineage: Eukaryota; Metazoa; Chordata; Testudines; Emydidae.
GCCUAGAACUGGAGCCGAAUUUGAACUCGGCGAGCGGAGCCGGAGCCCCGUUGCGGGCCGGGCCAGACUUCCAAAAGAAGCUGGAGGGAGAAAAUAAAAUGGAGACAGAGGCAGUUUCUAAUCUUCGUCGCCAACUGAAGGAAGCAGAAGAUGAGCGGAGAAAGGCAGCACAAUAUGGCUUGCAUAUACUGGAGCAACAAAAUGAGAUGCAGAAUCAGUUAGAUGAGCUACGGAGUGAAUUGAGCACCAAAACUGAGAAAUUUGAACAAGACAAGUAUUCACUUCAGAGAGAAGUUGAGCUCAAGAAUAGAAUGUUGGAAAGCUUGAGCUUUGAAUGUGAUGCUCUUAAGCAGCAACAAAAUAUGCAACUGGACAAACAGCGAGAACAACUUGAAAGAAUCCACGGACAAGACAUCAGUCAACUUAAAGACAAGUUGGAGAAGCUGAAAGCAGACCUAGAUGAAACCCGACUAAGUGAGAAACAACUAAAGCACAAAGUGGAACAUCAAAAGGCAGUCAUUAAUGCUAAAGCGGAAGAAUUGCACAUGAUGUCUGAACGUGUACAUGAAACCAUGUCUUCAGAAGUGCUAAAUCUCCAGAUUGAACUAACGGAACUUGAAAGUGUGAAGGCCAGUGUUGAAGAGAAGAUGAAUGAAUUGCAAUACAGUAAAGAGCAACUAGAACUUGCAAACAGCAACCUACGCAACCAGUUGGAACGCCUUCAAGGAGAAAAAGAAGAGAGAGAAAAGGAAAUAGUUUCUUACUACAAUGCAUUAGAGAAAGCUCGUGAAGCUAACCAGGCACUUCAAGGUCAGCUGGAUCAUGCACUGGUUCAGGCUUUGGACCCUACCAGUAAAGGCAAUUCUCUGUUUGCAGAGGUGGAGGACCGUAGGGCAGAAAUGGAACGUCAGCUGAUCAGUGUGAAAGUAAAAUAUCAAUCACUACAAAAACAGCAUGCAUUCACUAGAGAACAAUUGCAAAGAAUGAAGCUACAAAUGGCUACGCUGCUUCAGAUGAAAGGUUCUCAGGCAGAACUUGAGCAGCUAGAACGCUUGCAGUCAAUGUUAGAACAAAAGAAUGGUGAAAUAGAAGAUCUUCUAAUGAAAGUGAGGCAACUGGAGAAAUGUAAGAAUUUAUAUGAGAACAUGAAAGAAUCAAAACCUUCUUGUAGCAGUUCAAUAGGUGGAGAAUUUGAAGAUGGCUAUUAUACAGAUCUGCUUCAAAUGAAACUUGAGAACUCCAAUAAGGAGACCGAAACUUUGAGAAACGAACUAUCCUUACAGAGGAUGAAAGCUUUAUAUGAGAGCCAGAGGGUUCUGGAGGUAGAAAGGAAGCUUUUUGCCAAUGAGAGGCACCUGCAGGUAUGCCAAAGUGAGAACAUGAACUUGCGAGUUAUGCUGGACGAGCUGAAAAUGAAGUACGAACCUGAAGAAUUAAUUAAAAUCCCUAAAAGCAUAAAAAGGAGGGAGAAGAUUCCAGUGGACAUGACUUCUGAACCUGGAGAUAGCAAAAAUGCUACAGUAGAGAAAACUACUCACUUUUCAUCUCAAAAUAAGGAAGAAAGAAAGAUAUGUACCAAGAACUUGGAUCCAAGUGAUGACCCUCAAAGAAAAUAUGUACUUGUGGCAGCACCAGUGAACAUCACUCCGCUUCCAGCAACACAACAAAGGGCUGAACCCGAGAAGGAUAGGAAAAGAGUUAAAAUCAAAGAAGAGAACAUCAAAGGUUCAAGUGAAAGAAAUGGAAAUAACUCUCUAACUCCAGCUGCCUCCAGGUUAACAGCUGGAUCCAGACUUGAAACUGUGGAAAAUGAAGACCUGAGUGAAAAAACAAUCAAGCCUGAGAAGAAAACACGAAAGAAAACAUACACUACAUUAUAUGUGUCUUCUAAACCAACUCCUGAAACACAAUGUCCUCAGCAAUAAAACUCAGUUUUUCCAGAGCAAAUCUGGAAACUUAGUCUUGCCUUAAAGAUUCUGUUGUGAAGCAAUGAAUACAUAGUGUACCAUUUUUAAUGUACAUAUACUUUGCAUUUUAAGAAACCUGUGUAUCUGCCUUCUGUUUCAUGAACAAUUAAUAUUAUGGUUUGUAUUAUGCAGGGCUCUCACCAUCCCUAUUUGGUUAACCUCAGAAGUGCCACAAAAAUAAAUUCUCUUUGGUAACUUGACCCAAAAUGUUGUCUCAUCCUGAAUUUUAGUUAAGACCCUAAUCAUUAGUAGUUUUGGGUUUCCAAAAGUGUAGCUCAGUUUAGAAUGACUAGAGUUGACUAUGGACAUCCUGUGAAGCUAUAUAAUAAAUACAGGUGUAAACCGAGUAGGACUGCAUAUUUCUCUAGUGAAUAAAAUAUUGUGACACUGGACUGAUGGAAGGGAAGAUAGAGAGAGAACAAUAAAUACUAAUGUUAUUAAAUUCCUAAAGGUUGUUUUAAUUGUUUUAAAUGGGCACCUUUCAAAGCUACAUUUUCCCCCAGUGUGUAGCAAUUUCUGAUUUUCAGCACACCCUAUAUACUUAAAUCCCACAUUUAACAUCCUCUUUAAAAGUCAUAUGAACGUGGGGUGCAUUUGAAAUGCUAGGAAGGAUCUUAUAAAUGUACUAGCAAUUAAAAUAAACCUUGCUUUAUUCCUUUUGAAGGUGCCGAUAAAUGUUGCAUUGUAUGACAAAGUGCUUAGUUUUCUAAAUGUAAAAUUCUAAAAAAAAAAUUCAGAAAAUCUUUUUGUAAUAUUCUGUGUGUAAAAACUGACUAUGUACUAAAAGUUUAUUACUGCUCUUAAUGUAAUUACUUUUUUCUGUUUAAUUUUGUUUGUAGAAU